This is a messenger RNA of Dendrobium catenatum, 1319 nucleotides long. Its product is annotated as gibberellin 2-beta-dioxygenase 2. Gene Ontology annotation, biological process: response to light stimulus; gibberellin catabolic process. NCBI's taxonomy places the organism in Eukaryota, Viridiplantae, Streptophyta, Magnoliopsida, Asparagales, Orchidaceae. The transcript has 3 exons. Bases 23 to 1060 code for a protein of 345 amino acids. The record is from RefSeq and is a predicted model, not a curated record.
UUCCACUCUACUGUACAAAGACAUGGUAGCUAACCAUUUCAUGCCAGAGAACAAGGAAAGCUUCGUUCAUCUUGAUUUGCCAGUUAUAGACCUCUCUUGGAAAAGAGAGAGAGCGAGGAAGCUCAUUGUGAGAGCUUUCAAGGAAUUUGGUUUCUUUAAGCUGAUUAACCAUGGUGUUUCAAAGGAUAUUAUUUACAAUAUUGAGAAGGAAAGUAAGGAAUUCUUCUCAUUGCCUGCCUCUGAGAAGCAAAAGGCUGGACCUCCAAAUCCUAUAGGAUAUGGAAGUAAGAAGAUUGGAUUCAAUGGUGAUACCGGCGAGCUCGAGUACCUUCUCUUCCACACAAAUCCUUCUUCUAUCUACCAAAGAGUUAGGACACUUAACAGGGAGGAUCCUAGAAACUUCUGUUGUGCAGUGAACAAUUAUGUGGAGGCCAUGAAGGAGCUUGCUUGUGAAAUUCUAGACAUGUUAGGAGAAGGAUUGGGGCUUGAUGACAAGAGGACCUUUAGCAAGCUUGUAAGGGAUGAAGAUAGCGACUCACUUGUGAGAUUAAACCACUAUCCUCCCUAUUAUGGAAACAGUGAAGAUAGAUUGAGCAUCUCUAAAAAUAAAGAUGACAAGGUUGCCAGGGUUGGAUUUGGGGAGCAUUCUGACCCUCAGAUGUUGACAAUCCUAAGAUCAAAUGAUGUAGAAGGCUUGCAGAUACAAUCACCUACAAAUGACAGAGUGUGGAUACCAGUUAAAUCAGAUCCAUCUGCCUUCUUCGUCAACGUUGGUGAUGCACUCCAGGCAAUGACAAAUGGAAGGUGUUUGAGUGUGAGACAUAGGGCCAUGGCCAAUACUAGAAGAUCAAGGCUCUCCACAAUGUUCUUUGCUGCACCACCACUUCAUGCUUGUAUCUCUCCUUUGCCUGAGAUGGUUACACUUGAGAACCCACAAAAAUAUAGGUCGUUCACCUGGGAUGAGUACAAGAAGAUAAUGUACUCACUAAGACUUGCUUCAAAUCGACUCAACCUCUUCCAGUUGGACUACAAGGAGGAAAACAUAAAAGUAAUUAGUUGACUAUUAUAAGUUUUAAGAGCAGAGAUAUAAAGGAGAUAUAUUCAUAAGGGCUUGUGUUCAAUCUCUAAUUUUUUCCAACAAAUUUUGCUAGUUGUGAACUGAUGAUUAGAGAGGGAUCAAUUAGUUUAGUGGAAUUCAUUUUGUACUGUAAGUUAGAGUAGAUAGGAAUAUGAAUUCAAAUUAAUUAUUUGUAAAAUGUAAUUAGGUGAUUUUUUUUUUCCUAUUCCAAGUCAAGGCUCUCUCCCCUUGAAUGAACAUU